AUGUCUCCAUCAACCUUCGAUCGUUACAAUAAUGACACCAUUAAACCCAACUUGCAACGAAUUCUUUCAAUCCGCAUUCCAAACUAUUUUUUGUAUCAUAAUCAAACAUUUCCAUUCACACAAGCCACGUUCCUUCGGUCACUUAUCAUCGAACAUAUCGAGUCCAAGUACUUGGAACAUCUUCUCAACCAACUAAUUCCAUUAUCUCAUUUAUCUUCAUUGAGUAUUGCAACUAUUGAUGCAGUUAAAGAUCUCGCUCCUAUUUAUCAACAAACCUUUCGUUUACCUUCAUUGCGUUAUUGCAAAUUAUCACUGAAACACGUCAUGACAUGGAAACACCUGGUGGAUUCGAUACCAGCAUGCCGUCAUAACGAGUCAGAUUCAAUCGAGCAUCUGAUUAUUGAUGAUGAUAUAUCGUGUAGCCAACUGGAUAAUCUUCUUUCAUAUGUUCCUCGACUACGCCAUCUAUCCAUAAAAUUAUUCGACAAUCACGAUCCAUUGCCAAACAGUGGAUCUUGUCAUCUGUUGGCUAAUUUGACAGUUCUUUCUCUUGAAUUUUAUUUGAAUGUGGCAUUCGAAACGUUAGAAUAUAUCUUUAUCAAUAAUUUUCCUUCUGUCGAAGUUUUACACAUAUCAGGAGACGAUGAAUCUGUCGAUGCAAACAGAUGGCAGCAAAUCAUAUCGACUCAUUUGCUCAAAUUGCGCAUUUUUGACGCGAGAUUUGAUUCUCAUUUAGAUUUUCCUGCUGAAAGAGUCGCCUACGAUGAGAAAAUCAAAUUCUUUCAAUCACCGUUUUGGAUUGAACAUCAAUGGUUUUUUCGCAUUCAGUUCCAUAAAAAAUCCUAUAUAUAUGGAAGGAUUCUCUUUUCAACAGAUCCAUAUCGGUAA
Adineta ricciae is the source of this 888-nucleotide messenger RNA. NCBI's taxonomy places the organism in Eukaryota, Metazoa, Rotifera, Eurotatoria, Adinetida, Adinetidae. The record is from the annotation of a GenBank genome assembly.